CUGAUUCAAAUCUGACAGUUUAGUAGCAUUUGGAAGUUUGAAAGCCUCAGAUAGGCAAACACAACAUUAACACUGGGCGGCCUAACAGUACUCUACUUCAAGGUACAAACGAGGUGCUCAUCGCUUCAGCCCUAGAUAGAGUCUACGGAGAUUUUCCUUCAAACCAACCAUGCACGACGGCAGCGAUCAGACUUCCUCUGACAGUGAAACCACAUCGUCAUCAUCAUCACAUGAAACCACAGAGAACGGUACACAACAAGCCGAGGAAACCAGCGCAGCGAAACGCUUCAAAUGUCCCUUUGACAACUGCAACUACUCUAGCAACUGGAGGCGGUACUACAGGAACCAUCUCGCCUACAAACACGACGCGGAGGAAAAACCGUUCGCCUGCGCCACCUGCGAUUAUACAGCCGCCAGGCGAGACCAUCUGGAACUCCACGAACUCAUUCACACUGACUACCGCCCCAGGCCGUACAAGUGCCCCCAUUGUGACUAUGCUGCCAUGGCGAAAGGUACCCUAGCCACACACAUAGCCAGACACACCGGACACAAACCGUUCGCUUGUGGAGACUGUAGUUACAGAGCUGUGACAAAAUCGUUGUUGGAAAGACACAUACAGACCCACACGGGCGAGAAACAGUUCAAGUGCUCUGAGUGCGACUUCAGAACAGCAAGAUCGGCUUCAUUGCGGUCUCACAUGCUGAAACACACCGGUGAGAAACCGUACGUUUGUGAGGAGUGCGGGUUUAGAGCGGCAUACAGGGGAUGUUUACAGAAGCAUAUCAUGACCCACACGGGUGAGAAACCGUUCAAGUGCUCCCACUGCGACUACCGUUCAGCACAAAUGAAUGCGGUAAAAAAGCACGAGGCCAUCCACACCGGUAAUAAGCGAUACCUGUGUGACCAGUGCGGCUACAGGACGUCCAAUACGUCCAACAUGACCAAGCACAAGAUGACACAUAGCGGAGAAAAGCCCUACAGGUGUGAUGCGUGUGGGUACAGCUCUAACAACCGCUCCAACCUCAAGACACACAUGAACCAACACAAUCCUGACCAAAGCUGAGAACAAAAACAUAAAGUUAACGCCAUGUAAACACACACUUUUUGUCCUACUAUUACAAUAAGGCUAGCUAACGUCACAUUUUCAAACCGGGGCCCGGCCAGGUUGUUUCCGGAAACGAAAAAUAGGAAUGUACACGUCAAAAUAUCCACAAGUAAUGCCCAGUACCAUUCUCGUUUCGUCUUGUGCAGUUUGGUGUCUUUUGUAUCAUACUUUUCGUUCCCGAAAGCUGCCCAACUGGCCCCGGUUUGGAAACAAGACAUACCAGAAGUAUUCUGACGAUCCUUACUUAUAGUGUAAUGUGUAGAUCUACGAACAAUUUGAUCAGGUUGGGGUGGUAAAACACUGAAUGAUAAAUUAUUUUAUUCAGAACGAAGACAUGUACAUAUAGACAGCAUCAGUAGGUGUUUAAAUGACUGUAUGUUACCUUCCUCAGGGCAAUACUAACUGGACCCACAUGUAUGUCACACUGAUGCGAGACAUAGAUAAUUUCAAAUUCUUUAUUUCUAUUAGUCGAUAUCAACUUUUUAUAUAGCAAUACUUAACGUUUGGGACCGCAGCUACUCUUGUUAUCCGUAGUUCGUAGACUUUUGUGG
Messenger RNA from Branchiostoma floridae (Florida lancelet), 1656 nucleotides. Its product is annotated as zinc finger protein 486-like. The record is from RefSeq and is a predicted model, not a curated record. Gene Ontology annotation, biological process: regulation of transcription by RNA polymerase II. Gene Ontology annotation, molecular function: RNA polymerase II transcription regulatory region sequence-specific DNA binding; DNA-binding transcription factor activity, RNA polymerase II-specific. The coding region runs from base 170 to 1063 and encodes 297 amino acids. Gene Ontology annotation, cellular component: nucleus. The transcript has 2 exons. Lineage: Eukaryota; Metazoa; Chordata; Leptocardii; Amphioxiformes; Branchiostomatidae.